This is a messenger RNA of Alligator sinensis (Chinese alligator), 5315 nucleotides long. It is a transcript of the gene RRP1B, whose product is annotated as ribosomal RNA processing 1B. Gene Ontology annotation, biological process: rRNA processing. NCBI's taxonomy places the organism in Eukaryota, Metazoa, Chordata, Crocodylia, Alligatoridae. The transcript has 17 exons. The record is from RefSeq and is a predicted model, not a curated record. Bases 1 to 2253 code for a protein of 750 amino acids. Gene Ontology annotation, cellular component: preribosome, large subunit precursor; nucleus; preribosome, small subunit precursor.
AUGAUCGUGCGUUUGGAAUGUUUUUCCUACUAUUGUCAGAUCCAGUUCGCGCAGAGACUGGCCGCCAACGAGAAGCGGGUCAGGGACCGCGCCGUGAAGAAGCUGCGGGGCUACAUCAGCGUCAGGACCCAGAGCCCGGCGGGUGGCUUCAGCCAAGAAGAACUCUUAAAAAUAUGGAAAGGGCUAUUCUACUGUAUGUGGAUGCAGGAUAAACCUCUGCUACAGGAGGAAUUAGCAGAUAAUAUUUCUCAGCUAAUCCAUGUCAUUCAGAAUGUGGAGGCUCGACACCUGUUCAUUCAGACAUUUUGGCAAACCAUGAACCGUGAAUGGAAUGGGAUAGACAGGCUACGCCUUGAUAAAUACUACAUGCUAAUCCGUAGAAUUUUGAAGCAAUCCUUUGAGGUACUGAAAAGAAAUGGAUGGGACGAGAGUCUAACUGAACCGUUUCUGGAGCUACUAAUGAAAGAAAUUAUGCACCCAGAGAGUAAUGCACCCAGUGGAAUAAGAUUCCAUUUUAUUGACAUCUAUCUGGAUGAACUGUCUAAAGUUGGAGCCAAAGAGCUUACAGCAGAUCAGAAUCUCAAAUUUAUUGAACCUUUCUGCAAAAUUGCUGCCAAAUCAAAGGAUCGUCACAUGAUGCAAGCAGUAGCUCGGGGUAUCUUUGAAACCAUUGUGGAUCAGUCCCCUUUUGCCAUUGAAGAUCUAAUGAAAGAAGUGAAAACAAACGGGGGUGGUGAUGACCUAUCUGAAGAAGACGAAUUGAAAGAUGGUGAAGAAGGGGUAAUGGCCAAAGACAAACAUUUGUCAAGAAAAUCAACACAGGACCCUGAAAAACAGGAGGACCUUUCUGAGGAUGCUGAUGAAAACAUUGGGCCUGUUCUCCAGUUUGACUAUAAAGCUGUUGCCGACAAGCUCUUUGAAUUGGCAAGCAGAAAAAAUACCCCUGCCUGUAACAGAAAACGCCUGUACAAAUUGGUCAAAAAAUUCCAGGACCUUGCAGAAGGCAUCUUUCCACAAGAUAAUUUCCCUGAAGAUGUUUCUACAGAUGAAGAUGAUGAUACAUUCAGCAGGGGAAGACGAAAGAAGAAAGCUGUCAAAUCUGUGGAGAAAACUAAGGUGGAAAAAGCCAAAGAGAAGGAUGGAAAAGAAACAUCAAGUGCAGAGGGAGAAGAUACCUCAGGACACCAGAAGAAGAGGAAGAAAAGAAAAAAGAAGAAUAGUCCAAGUGCUGACUCUGGCACAGCUGAUGGAAGUAGUGAGGGGGGCAUAAGUGAUGUAGUUGAGCCCACUGAACCCAAUAAGGUCAGCAUGCCAGAAAAUAGUAAGAGGAAAAAGAGAGAGGCAAAUGAGACGGAUGUUGGAACAACCAGCACUGGAGAGGACAAUGAUAAGUGUGCACAGGACGCUGUUACUGGCAUAGCACAGAAUAAAAAAAGACUGAGGAAAAAGGCUCCCAAAUUACUGAUGGUUCAUGGAACAUCAGUACAUCAAAAUGGAGUUAAUGCCAGUGCCCUGGAGGAUACCAGCCCCUGUGCCACCAUAACUCCCAAACUGGAGAAGAAGAAAACGGGAGUUGUCUUAAUGAAUAGAAACGGCUUAUCUCAGCAGGUUGUAAUGAAACCAGAAGAGGAAAGCUUGCUAAAUAACUUCACAGGCAAAGAGGACUCAGAAUCCAUAAUUCCCAAAAAGGUCAAAUUGAAGAAAAAAGCAAAGUUGGGUAGCUUGGAAGGGAUUAGGGCUUCGAACCAGAAAAAGGCAGCCCUGAGAAAGAAGAGGAAGAUAAAAGAGGUGUUAAACUCUGUGGAAACUAAUGGAGUUCUUGAGACUGCUUGCAAGAAAAGCAAAGCAAGUGACAUUGGUGGUGCUCUAUCUCCACUGAAGAAGAAGAAAGCAAAGACAGGAAAUGACUUUGUGAAAUUUGAAAAAACAACUUUACCAAAGCCAGUGUUCUUCAGGAAAGCCAAAGGCAGUAUCUCCUCUACCAGGACAUCCCUGCAGUUAAACAAGCUUCAAUCCUCCAGUUCCAAAAAAGUCACCUUUGGGUUGAAUAAGAACAUGACUACUGAAUUUAAAAAGACAGACAAGAGUAUCUUGGUGAGCCCAGAAGGACUCUCUCGGGUAGCUUUCAAUCCUGAACAAAAGCCUUCUCAUGGAGUACUGAAGUCUGCAGGUACGCUGGUAGGAGUCCUUCAAACAAAGAAACAGCUUACAACAUCAGUGAAGAAGAGACCAACAGCUAUGGACUUCUUUUAAGCCAACUAGAAGUGGCCCACUUUUAUACAGGACAUUUCGCUCAAUUAAAACUUUCGGGGGGGGGUAUUUUGUAACUUUUUUUAUUAAGUUGUUGCAAAUUGCAUAGUAAAGGUUUUGAUUACAGCCUGUGACACUGCAGCUUCUUAACACCUCUUCAGCUGUAUCUUGAAAUACUUGUGGCCCCUAUUACAGAAAAGGAAUGAAAUGGGCUCCCUCUCCUCAGGUUUCCAAAGGGUGUGCUCUCUCGCCCCUGUGUUCUCAAGAGACGCUAGAUAAAAAUUAGGGUCAUAUUUUUGAGUUAAAUGUGCACUUCAAGCCAUUUGACUGUCUAUAACAUGUCAGGAUUUGAAAAACAAACAAACAGAAGUUGUCUAUUAAUGUAUUUAAAGACUCGCUCUUGUCUCUUGUCAGGCUGAUUGAUGGCAUUCUGGUUUAUCCUUAUUCUUGCUAAUGAGCUUUUCAAUCAGCCUCUGAAAAUAAUGAAAACAGCAUCUCACUUAAAUGGACCACUGGAUUCUCAGCAGCCUUACUCAUGAUAGAAAUACAGUAGUUAUUUAGGUGAUCAUCUUUAUAAACCAAUCUGUGGCACUGGGUGGCUGCCCAGCUGCUAAUGCGCACAACACAUUACCUGUAACACAAGUGCCAAAGCUGACUAUUACUUCACGAUUGCUUGUGACGUUAUCAUUGGUUUCUCCACGUUGCUCCUUCUUUCUGCUGUACAACUGAAACAAUACUAUUGUAUUUGAGAAGUCUUUUACAUUUGAACUCCUCUUUCCCCAAGGACCUUUCAAAGGUUUCAAAAAAGUCUGUCUUCUGCCCUGCCUAUUGAUGUCACUCUAUUUGAACAGAGAUCACACUUUCAUUGAGUUAAAGAAGUUCUUACCACAUUAAAGUGAACCUAGUACAUCUUUGUUUAGGAUACACAUCUCUCCAAAAGCCUUGGUGCCUUUCAAAACGGGGUAGAGCUUUACAGCCCAAGCCACUCAUACCUUUUUUAAAGGUAACACCAGAAAAGUGUCUUCUCCAGGAUUGCUUGUAUCUGUGUGUUUUUAUUCUACAUGAAAUAUUCAUGCAGAAUAUUCUGUAAUUACUCUUCAUGAUCUAUAUUUAAGGAUUUCUUUUUCCUUGAGUUCAGUCAAAAAUUAGGUAAACUUCUGUAACAGACCAUUGUUGUCAUCUAAGGGUGAACUGUGGGGUAGGGAGAUAGCACUAGAUCUCUGCUUUGAACAUGAAUUUUGAAGCGCAAAUAAUUCCAAGAUACACCUAACCAUUUAGUUUCUCUUCAGUUACUUCUGGGACUCUAUAAUCACAGGUAGCCUGUAUCAUUAUCUUGUCCUAUCCAAACUGGCAGAGGUUUAGCUACUUCAGCCAGCAGAGUAAAAUCUGUAAAAAAAAAAAUCUUUUUACUGGUCUCUGGUGCCUACUGUCCUCUGCCAAAUAGCCCCAUCUGCUACUGGAAUUAAACUGUAUUUUCCUUGAAGCAGUUCGUCUAGAGUUUCUCCAAAAUUUUGUAUAAUUGUAAAUUAAUGACAGUUCUCAAUAGCUCAGUUUUAAAUAGCUCCUACUGUUGCACUAAAUUUAAUACCAGUCCACGGCUUGUGGUACUGACGUAAGAGCUUUAGAAAAUCACUUGCUCUCCUGCUGUUUGAAUGUUAUUACUCAGUCAAAAUUAAAGGACUGCAUUUCAGUGGGUUUUAUUUUUUAUUGAUCUGGCCAGUCAAUAGAGACCUAAGGAGAAUUCAGCGCUAUUAAUAUUUGCUGUUUGAUUGUUAUUAAUUUAUACAAAUGAGAAAUUCUCAUUGUGUAUUAGAAAAUUACUCUGACAAGACAAUGGUGAGUAGGAGUCAAUGAGGACUAAUCAAUAAUGUUAUGCUGUUUAUCUUGUACUGUGGGUAAGAAGUCUCUUGUGGAAUAUGCAUUUGUAUAUGCAUGGUUGUUAAUGCAUUAUGUUUGAGAUGCAGUAUUCCUCCAAGGUUGUAGAUGCAACACGAUUAGUAGGUGGAACUGGUGUGCAUAGAGAAACUCGGGUCAGAAGUUCAAAUAAAAUGUUCAUUUUAUAUCUUUCUACAAGCAUCUUCAAAUUUCUGGCUAAUCCCUUAUCGGUUAUGGAUCCUGUGAUCUGCUGCUUGUCCAAAUUUACUGUUGCCCACAAAUGCUAACUGCUGUAGGCAGAAGCAGCUGUGUCACUCUUUAAUGAGCAUUGUAGUGAUGUGAUUUGCUCAUUGUGGAUUCAUGCAUACUGUGUCUGUGCCAUGAUAUCGGUGGAAUGUCUUGUAAAUAUGCAUGUGUAGUACAUAUGGUCUUCAGUGAUGUCUGGGAUUUCAUUCAGGAGUAGUUUUAAAAUCACAAAAUAACCAAAACGGUUGAUGCAAUUUAUUCCAUAUUGUUGGAUUAAACUGAAUAAAUUAUCCAGAACAUUUAGGUAAUGAAAAUUCCAAUAAACACUGAAGACAAAAAGGGAGAAAUAAAUGCACCAUCUGGGAUACCCACUGCACAAACACAAUUGUAGUAUAAAGGUACAUCUCACUUGUUUUAAAAAUAAAGAAGAUUGUUUAAUGUUAUUUCCUAGGUUUAUUCAUAAUUUUAUUCUAAAUCUGCACGUGUCAACCAUAUUGAGAGUCAAAAUAAACAGGAUGAAGUUAAUGUGGCUUAGAUUUAAAAGGGCAGGAUUUUGUAAUGGAUGUCUCUCUCCCUUUUUUUUUUUUUUUUUAACGAAUCUGGUCAACUUUGUACUUAUCAAGCUCUACUGGUUUAUAAUUCUUUAUAACUAAAUGAACUCAAAAGCACAAAAUUAAUUCAGCAGAAAAGCCAAUUUAAAAUUCUAUUUAAAUAUACCUAGUUGGUAAGAGCUUUUAUUUUUUAUCAGAUUUGUGGUUUUGAAAAGCGUCUCGUCCCAUUUUUGUCUUUUAUUUCCUAUACUUAAAUUUUAUGGCAGGCAGGAAAAUAUUUCUUGCAUUACUUUAUGUACCUCUGCAAUUGCAUUGUUAAUCUAACUGUGGAUGGUUUAAACAUUGGAUCACUUAGUUAAGUCCAAUAAAACUGUCUUUUCUGUGGAUGUUCUA